Ogataea angusta is the source of this 1317-nucleotide messenger RNA. RefSeq lists its product as uncharacterized. The transcript has a single exon. NCBI's taxonomy places the organism in Eukaryota, Fungi, Ascomycota, Pichiomycetes, Pichiales, Pichiaceae. Gene Ontology annotation, molecular function: sequence-specific DNA binding; DNA-binding transcription factor activity. The coding region runs from base 1 to 1317 and encodes 438 amino acids. The record is from RefSeq and is a predicted model, not a curated record. Gene Ontology annotation, biological process: positive regulation of transcription by RNA polymerase II. Gene Ontology annotation, cellular component: nucleus.
AUGUCCUCUGAAUCUCACAAUAAUCCCUCCUCCACCCCGACGAACAACCAGUCGUCUACAGGGCCACAACAUUCAAACGUCAUUCCGUCCAUUUCCUCCUCAAACAAUACACCCCAAACAGUGCCAUCCCAGUACUCCCAGUACUCGGUCCCCCAUUACCAGUACUCCCAGUACUCCGGAUACGGCCAGCCCCAAUCCCAGUCCACCAGGCCGUACGACUACUCAGUGGCCAACUCGGCAUAUUCUCAGCCCCAGUCGACUCCGUCCGCUGCAGCACAACAACAGUACGGCUUGCCAUUGUAUCCAACGACACAGUUCUCCUACUCCCACCACCCACAGGAGAAUGACUACCACCAGCCUGGUCACCAGCAGACGCAGCAGGCCCAGCAGUACAUGCAGCCAUACUCUUCCACGUCCUACUCGAGCUACUACCCACAGCAAGGUUACCAGACACAACCCCAGGCCACGGGCACGGCUCAACAGGCUGGCUAUGCCUCUUCCUACAGAAACUACCCUUCCUCGUCGUACCCGCUGUACGGUGCGUAUCCGCGACCGGGGUCCACGUCCACCAGUCUGCCGCCUCCUCCAAGUACCGGAGUUAAUCCGUCACCCAAGCCUAGUGUGACUUCCGGCGCGUCUUCUCACUCCAGGAACAGUUCUGUGAACUAUCCGCCCGUGAGUCCUUCUGUGGGCCAGAUCCAGCCUCCGGGCAUCCGUCCGAAAAUCACAACCACUAUGUGGGAAGACGAAAAAACCUUGUGCUACCAGGUCGAAGCCAACGGUGUCAGUGUUGUCCGCCGGGCUGAUAACAGCAUGAUAAACGGCACCAAACUGCUGAACGUCGCCAAGAUGACCAGAGGAAGGAGAGACGGGAUUCUCAAGUCGGAGAAGACUAGACACGUCGUCAAGAUCGGUUCGAUGCACUUGAAAGGGGUGUGGAUUCCGUUCGACAGAGCCCUGGCCAUGGCCGAGAGAGAAGGAAUCAUCGACCUGCUCUAUCCGCUGUUUGUCAAGGACAUAGAGAAAGUGAUCCAACAGGGCACGCCAACCAGCCAAGUCGGACAACUAUCGCUGUCGUCCAAGCCGUCAGUUUCAUCGGGACCAGCAGCGUCCUCUGCCGCUUCUGGGCUUUCCGCUAACCAGUCUGGCUACUCUUACGCAACUACCUCCCAACAACCAGGAUCCAACUACUACUACAAUGGCUACUAUGGCCAGCAACAGCCGCAAUCAUCAUCCGUCGCCGCGCCGCAGUCCCAAUACCAAACAGGGUACCAAUACCCUGGGGCACCCUCAGGCCAGGGGUCUGAUGAAAAAUAA